Tremella mesenterica DSM 1558 is the source of this 981-nucleotide messenger RNA. RefSeq lists its product as uncharacterized. NCBI's taxonomy places the organism in Eukaryota, Fungi, Basidiomycota, Tremellomycetes, Tremellales, Tremellaceae. Gene Ontology annotation, cellular component: glycosylphosphatidylinositol-N-acetylglucosaminyltransferase (GPI-GnT) complex; membrane. The transcript has 4 exons. The annotation marks the transcript as partial. The record is from RefSeq and is a predicted model, not a curated record. Gene Ontology annotation, biological process: GPI anchor biosynthetic process.
UGGGAGAAGAUACUAUGGCGACGACAACCAUAUCCAGACAACCACGUCCCUUCCUCUUUCCUAUCAGAACUACGUUCACUCCCUCCUAGACCUAAACCACCGCUGUUUCCCCUCAUCCUAGCCGCAUUACCCGUCACUCAACAUCUCGCCGUACUCGCAUUGUUCAUAGCCAUCUUCCACUCUCUCCUCACAGACCGUCUGACCGCAUCUCAAGUCGGAUGGGGCACCAUACUAUCCUCCUCGUUUUUCUACUUCGUACACUCUUGGGGGUGGGGACGGUCACUCUCGUUCAAACAUAGCCUUGAUGGCAAGAGAAGGGGGAAUGAUGAAGAAUACUUACCCCCACCAACAAAGUUGCGACCAUUGAUACUACCCCCUCUGUUAUUAUCGUUGUUAUCACCCGUCUUGGGAACGUUGACCAGCGCGACGACAAGCGAUUCUAUAUGGCCUUUGGCGGGAGGACUGUUGUCUGUCCAUCUUCUCCUUGGUGACUUUAGUACCGGACGAGAUGCUCGUUUACGACAGCGUUGGGUGAAGGAGAGGGAAAAGAGGAAAAGGAGUGGGAGUCUGAGUGCUCAUGAACCUCUCAUUGAGGAGAAGAGUCUCACUUCGAGCCUCUCCUUCACCUCAGGCUUAUCAGGUGCAAUCGUGCUCGCCUCCCGCCUCCCAAGCACGGCCCAUGUCUUUUCGUUGGUACUCCUCGCCGUUGCUCUAUUCGCUGGAUGGCCUCGUGUUGCCAAGAGUGUAAGAGAAUCGGGACAACGAUUUUCUCUUCUUUUGACCAUAUCCACCCUUCUCGUCUCCAUAUCCUUCUUCCCUACUCUCUCACCUGCAAGCCAACUCCUAUCUCCCCCGACCUUGAUCCUCCUCGGUCUCGUGGCCCUCAUCAAUUUUGUCGGCCCUGCCAUGCUAUGUUGGGGAUGGAGAUGGAAGACCGUUCGUGGGGGUGGAUGGGAACCAGCCGUUGUCAACCUUCGCAAA